This is a messenger RNA of Sorex araneus (European shrew), 7066 nucleotides long. It is a transcript of the gene PSMD5, whose product is annotated as proteasome 26S subunit, non-ATPase 5. NCBI's taxonomy places the organism in Eukaryota, Metazoa, Chordata, Mammalia, Eulipotyphla, Soricidae. The transcript has 11 exons. Bases 81 to 1595 code for a protein of 504 amino acids. Gene Ontology annotation, biological process: proteasome assembly. Gene Ontology annotation, cellular component: cytosol. The record is from RefSeq and is a predicted model, not a curated record.
CCAGCAGGUCUCGCGAGGCUUGGAGGCGCGCGCCCGGGCCCCGCCACUCUCUCAGGCAGCCCCUGCGGGGAGGGCGCACGAUGGCGGCGCAGGUGCUGGCUCUGCUGAGGGAGGUGUCGCGGCUGGAGGCGCCGCUGGAGGAGCUGCGCGCGCUGCACUCGGUGCUGCAGGCCGUGCCGCUGGGCGAGCUCCGCGAGCGGGCGGCCGACAUGCGCCUGGGCCCGCUCUUCUCGCUGCUCAACCAGAACCACCGGGAACAAAUCACUUUGUGUGUAUCCAUUCUGGAGAGAUUGCUCCAAGCUGUGGAACCAGUUGAUGUGGCCCGGAACCUCAGGGUUGACCUGCAAAAGGGACUGGCUCACCCCGAUGAUUCUGUAAAAAUCCUCACUCUCUCACAGGUUGGAAGAAUUGUUGAAAACUCUGAUGCUGUUACUGAGAUUUUAAAUAAUGCUGAGUUACUAAAACAAAUUGUUUAUUGUAUUGGGGGAGAAAAUCUCUCUGUAGCUAAAGCGGCCAUUAAAUCCUUAUCAAGAAUAUCGCUAACCCAAGCUGGACUGGAGGCUUUAUUUGAAAGUAAUCUGCUAGAUGAUUUGAAAAAUGUGAUGAAAACAAAUGAUAUUGUUCGAUAUAGAGUAUAUGAGUUAAUUGUGGAGAUUUCUUCUGCGUCACCAGAAUCUUUAAACUACUGUACCACCAGUGGAUUGAUAACUCAGCUUCUCAGAGAGCUGACUGGUGAGGAUGUGCUGGUCAGAGCCACAUGUAUAGAAAUGGUGACAUCACUGGCUUAUACUCUCCAUGGACGACAAUACCUUGCUCAAGAGGGAGUAAUUGAUCAGAUUUCUAAUAUAAUUGUUGGGGCAGAAGCAGACCCUUUCUCUAGCUUCUAUUUGCCAGGAUUUGUGAAGUUUUUUGGAAACCUAGCUAUCAUGGAUAGUCCUCAACAGAUAUGUGAGCGUUACCCUGUUUUUGUGGAAAAAGUCUUUGAAAUGACAGAGAGUCAGGACCCCACCAUGAUUGGAGUAGCAGUGGACACAGUUGGAAUCCUGGGAUCUAAUGUUGAAGGAAAGCAGGUUUUACAUAAAACAGGAACUCGCUUUGAACGCUUGCUCAUGAAAAUAGGAUAUCAAGCAAAGAAUGCCUCGACAGAGCUCAAAAUUAGGUGUUUGGAUGCAAUUUCAUCUCUUCUUUAUUUACCACCUGAGCAGGAGACUGAAGACCUCCUGAGGAUGACAGAAUCCUGGUUUUCUUCUUUAUCUCGGGACUCACUGGAGCUCUUCCGGGGCAUCAGUAAUCAGCCCUUCUCUGAACUACGCUGUGCAGCCCUAAAAGUGUUCACGGCCAUAGCGAACCAACCCUGGGCUCAAAAACUUAUGAUUAACAGUCCGGGUUUUGUUGAAUAUGUGAUGGACCGAUCUGUGGAGCGUGACAAAGCUUCAAAGGAUGCAAAAUAUGAACUGGUGAAAGCACUUGCCAAUUCCAAGACCAUUGCAGAAAUCUUUGGGAAUCCAAACUACUUGAGGCUCCGAACUUACCUGAACGAAGGCCCAUACUAUGUGAAACCUGUAUCUGUGACGGCAGUGGAAGGAGCUGAAUGAUUUCUUCUGGAGCCUUGACCAUUUUUAACUCAUACUUCCAAGGCACUUUACUCCAUGUGUUUCACAAAACAACUUCCUUCCCUGAAGACUGUCUAAUAUAAUUUAAUUACCAGCUUUUUUUUCUACAGUAGAAAUACAACAUACAACCAGGAAAGCAAACAAAAUUUGCUUACGAUUGACCUAGAUAUUUCCCAGAUUCCUUUGACUGCCUUAAUCUUUGUAGAAAGAAAGCUUUACUCUCCUCAAAAAAUUUCUAUGGACUUAUUCAGUCUUAUUUAAAAGUUAAUUUUAAAUAAAAUGGAACCAAAUUGAGUCUGAAUUUUCCUCACCUAUUUUCUUUUCUAUUCUUUCUUUUGGUUUUGUUUUGUUGCUGUGUGGCAUUGAACCCCAAGUCUCAACACACGUAAGGCAAGUAUUCUACUGGUGAGCUACAUCCCUAACCCUUUUUUUUCUUACUGUUCCUAUUUUCUAAUUUCACGUUCACUUCCUAAUUUCACUUUCAGUGUCUUGGAUUUAUGCUCAUUGAGAAUAAAUACUUUUAAUAAGUUCUUCUGAAUUUUUUCAGUUUUUUUCCCUUUGACAAAUAGUAAAUAUCUUUUUUAAAAUUAGUUUUUUUUUUUUAUGCUGCUGCUACUUAUCAGUCAAGAUGAGCAAUAACUUGUUAGACCAGAAAGGCAGUUGGUUGUGUAUUGGCAGUCACUGUUGAAUUUGGUUUUUGAUUUUUCAGAUCAAUAUUGAGUGGAUGAAGUGAGGAUACUGAUUCCUAAUAACUUUUGGGGGGGAUGGGGUGGGCUACACCCUGUGGUGCUCAGGGCCUACUGGCUUUAUGCUCAGGGAUCACCCCUGGCAGGACUUGGGAAACCCUAUGUGGUGUCAGGUUGGCCACAUGCAAAUCAAGCACCCUUGACCCCUUACUCCUAGUAACUCAAAUCAGGAUAGAGGGGCUACUACGGGUAAAUCAGAAUACUAUCUCAUUGUUCCAACAAACCAUCUGCUUAUUUUACAUUGGCCAAAGAAGAAAUCCCGCCUGUUUCCCAGCAUCCUGUGCUCUAAAUGGCAAGGUCAUUACCUGUCCAGAGGUUUCUGCCCAGGCAUGCAGACUUCAGAAUCUUUGGACAAGUAUCUUACUUAAGCCAUGGUGACACCGAUCAUCUUCCCUGCUCUGUAGCAAAAUGAUUCUUCACUGUCUAGAAUUCUUAUGUCCCUGAAUUCAUCUUCUCUCUUGGCAUUUCUGGUCACUAUCCAUUCUGGGGUUCCUGUAUCUCCUUUUUACUUGCAUGUUUCCGAAUUGACCAUUUCCCUAUUACUAGUAUGCUAAUUAGGCUAUGGCCAGGUCUGGGAACAUUCUGGUUUUUGUUUGUUUUGACUUUGGGCCAUACUCAACAGUACUUGGGGGUCACUCUGGGGGACCAUGCAGUGCCAGGUCAAGCCCAUGACGCCAAUAUACCAAGCAUUAGCCUCAGUUCCCUUAGCCAUGUCCUUGGCCCAUUCCCAUCUUCUUAAGGUAAUUUUUAAUAUUCUCAUGAUGUUGAUUUUAUUUACUUAAUAUCAGUGUUCAAAGAAUUAUCCUCUUUCCUGUUGAUGAUCUACAUAUGUAUUCUGGAUUUGUGCCAGAAACUUUAUUUUUUAAGUAAAAUGUGCAAGUUAUUUUGUAUUUAAUAAAUUCACUGAUGUUUAUUAACGUGGUUGGCUUUGGAAGAAUUUUGUUUUAUCCUAAAUGUUAAGUUCAUCUCACUUAAUUUUACAUUUCUCUUUUGCAGGUGCAGAAACCGAGGCAUAGCAAGUGACUAAAAGUAGAGGAAAUUAGGCCAAAGGAAAUUAGUGUAUAAGACAAGAGAAACAAAAAGAAGAAAAUUGGGACUGGAGAGAUAGUUCAGGGAUUAAGAUGCUUGCUUAUAGCUUAUCCAGGUUUGGUCCCUGGUACCACAUAGUCGCCCUGAGUUCUGUCUGGAGUGAUUACUGAGCACAACUGGAUGUGACCCCAAACAAGAAGAGGAUUACUGUAUAGUAAAGUACAAUAAUAGAGGGAAAGAUAAAACACCGAAUUUAUUUAUUUUUGAUUUGGGAUCACACCCAGCUGUGUUCGCUCUGUGAUCUCAAUUGUUCCUGGUGGGCUUGGAGCGCCCUAUGGAAUGACAGGGAUCAAACCUGGAUAUGCAAGGCAAGCACCUUACCUACUGUAUUAUCUAUCUCCCACCCCCAAACACCUAUUUUAGUCUCAAGGAAAGAAUCCCCUGAAUCCUCACAACCCUGUAUAAUCUACUGAAGAGAAUUAAGGGGAGUAGCAAAGGUACUGAUACCAAAUCAAAAGCAUUUGGAGUGGUACUGUGACCCAGGUCCAGAAUUGAAAGGGAAUUGAAAAGGGAAAAAUUGCAAGAUUCUCUAGUGUUACUGAUAAAAUUACUCAACAUCUACUUCAUGAGAGGCAGUUUUCUGCAUUUUUAUUAUUUUAUCAAAACACACAAACACAUAACCAUGCAAAAUACUUUGCAGAAAAAAAGACACUAAAGUUUAGUCUCGCAGUUCAGUAUCUUGUUCAGAUCACAGCCCAGAGCCAGAGCAUACACCUGGGUUUCUGAGGGUUAGUAGGCACAUGUGUUUCUCUUCUGUUACUUAGUAUAUUUUAGGGAUAAGAGCAGUUACUGUAUCAGACUUUGUUCUAAAAGCUUUCCAUGUAUAAACUUGGAAAAUUGCUAUCCUCUCACUUCCCCUAUUAAGUACUAAUACUACCCUGUAGGAGUGAGACAGACACAGCAAAGUUAAGGAGCCCUCACAGUUACACUGUAGGAUUUAGAACAUGUGUCCAUAAAUACUGCCUCUUGCAUUUACUGAAUACUUAUUGUAGUCCAAAUCCAGUGGUAAACCUUUAACAUCUCAUUUAUAUAAUCCCAAUGAAAAUUUUGUUUAUAAACAGUCUAGUAACAUAAUCAAAAUUAUGGUUUAUGUAUCAUGACAGAUUUUCAAGGUGUACUGCUAAGAAGCCGAGGCUGAGGACUACUAAUGGAGCAUCUAACCAUUAUACAAGGAUAUCAAAGCAUAUUGUGGAUUAAGUUGAAGCCCCCAGAAGCUAUGUUAAAAUCCUAAUCCUCAGCACCUGCAAAUAAUUUGAAGAAGAAGACAAAAACAAAUUACUGCCAUUGUAUUCUGAACUCUUUUCUAUUUUAUCAAUGAUUUUCAUAGAAGAAAGUUCAGCUUCCUCAAAGUCUAUUUCAAUUGAUAGCAAAAUGCUUCAAAAAUGAUAAGAAACUUACCUGCAUGCUGUCUGUGGAAAACUUCAGGACUUUGGAAAUUAUUAAACUCAGAUGCCAAUUAUUGCCCAAAUGUAUUUCAGGACCACUUCAGUCUAAUAGCAGUGGAAGUGUCUGAGACUUUAUGGAUAAGGUUUCUUGUCAACCAACCUGAGCUUUUGUUCCAUAAUACCUGCUGUCUCCAUAGGAGAGUAAGUGCUGAUCAUGUUACAGCUAGAGUGAAUCUACAACUGAGAAAAUAAAAAAGCAAGCCUCUUCAAAAAUCCUUCCAAUCUUGUAUACCUCUUGGAACUGACCCUUUGUCUUUAUGCUGAGUUCCUGGAGAAGUAUAUGUGGGUGUUGAAAGAAAGGUUUAUGCUCUCCACAGAAGUAUUAUUACACUAUAAGAGUCACAAGAGUAUGUUUUGAAGUACAUCACACAUAAGACAUGUAGUAGACAUCAAGAAAUGCUUAGAGGUGCAUUGUUUUAUCCCCAAAGAAACAUCAUAUGGUGAGAUUUGGGGCAUGUCUAUGUGGGAUGAUUUUGAAUUCCUACUAUAAGCCAUUUAUUUACUAAGACCUUAACUAAACCAGUUGCAUCCCAUCCAAACCACCUUUUCUGAGCAAUUUUAUCCAAAAACUGGAAAACAACAUGUGUUUCACUUUAGCCUGAAUGAAAGAAACUAAGCAUUUGAUAUUUGCUGUUUUUCUAGCACACAGGGAAAUUAUCCCUCAAAUCACUUACAGUAGAAGUUUGAGAAGAACAACAGUAUAAUGUUCAUGUCAUAAGAUAGUGUACUGAAUUUCUGUUCUUAUGCCAGGCCUUUGUUUUCAUUUUUGGGCCACGUCUGGUUGUACUCAAGGAUCACUCCUGGCAGUGCUCAGGAAACUGAGAUGCCAAGGAUUGAAUUUGGGUACGACACAUGCAAGGUAAGUAUCUUACCUUACCUUAUACUACCUUUCUGAUCCAAUCAUGCUAGGCUUUAGUUCACCUUUUUCUUUUCAAAUAUUGGUCAUGUUUCCUUUACAGCAGUUUUAUUUUUAUUGUUUGAAUUAUUUGGGUAGGAGGCUGGAGUGAUAAUACAAGAUAAUGAAGGUAGGACAUUUCCCUUGCAUGCGGGUGUCCUGAGUUCAAUCCCCAGCAUCCCAUAUGGUCCUCUGAGUACCACCAAUAGUAAUUCCCGAGUGAAGAGCCAGGAUUAACCCCUGAGCAUUGUCAGGUGUAACCCAAAAAGUAAAAAAAAAUUGUUUGGCUAGGAAUAACUCAUUACAUUGAAAGUUGGCUAUAUUUUCUCCGCCAGUCAUUUGAUCUUGGGGAAUCUUUGCAAAAUAGGAAAAUUGAACGUAAGAAUUUUCAAAUGAAAGGGAAUUUUUGUAUGCAUUAAAUCGAAUAAUUCUACAGUUCUUGUAAAGGAUUUAAUUAAACAGAAGCCUUAUUUUGAAACUCUUUUUAUAUUUUUUUAUAUUUUUAGAGUCAUAAGUUUUGCUCCUGAAUCAACUCUGGGAUAAAUUUAGGCAAUUUAGGUUUUUCACCUAUGAGGUCCCUCUCAGAGAGCCUGGCAAGCUACCAAGAGUAUCCCACCCGCACGGCAGAGCCUGGCAAGCUACCCGUGGUGUAUUCAAUAUGCCAAAAACAGUAACAACAAGUUUCACAACGGAGACGUUACUGGUGCCUACGUGAGCAAAUCGAUGAACAAUGGGACGACAGUGCUACAGUGCUACAGUGCACCUAUGAGGUGUUCAAGUAAUACAGUCUCUGGGAUAACUCCAUCUGGAAAUUUUGUUUGAUUCAUCUAUCAAAUUCCUACCAUAGCGAUUGAGAUUGUUUUUUUGCAAAAGGAGAUGGUUGGUUUCUUUACAUGUUGGUAUGGCCUUUCCUGCUAUUGAAGUUGUCCUGUCUGAUGCUAUAUCUUCCAAACGUUUCCUCUAUUGCUAUUAAUCACUUUUGAGAAUACAGAAUCAGUCUACAGAGGCUCCCUGUUUCCCACUAAUACAUUUAUUUAUUCUUUUUUUUUUUUUUUUUGCCUUGAGACCUAACUUUCAGGACAGUAUACUUUAUUUACCAUUUGUCUCAGAUUCCCAUUUCCUUGUUUCGAGGACAAUUGUUGCCUUGGCUGUGAUCUACUGGAUAUUUGAGUGUCUAUAGUCUGUUUUAUAUGCUAUGUCUUUAUCACUGGGUCAUCUUGUCUAAUAUGGUAGCCAUCUGGAUAGCAAAAUGAAAUAAAACUAGUAUAUAUCCUUGGA